AUGCAUUUUUUCUCCGCAGGGCCCUUUGCCUCUAACAAGGUGUUUUGGUCAUCACGCUCAUCUCUGCAUCAGGGAGAAGAUGCCGCCUCUUCUCGUCGCAGCUCUGAGGAGGGUGAGCACGAGGACAAGAAAGUAUUGCUGUCUCCUACUGCACAGCGAAAACGUCAAACUAAUAGACGUUUCCUCACUUCACUACUGGUCAAUUUCGCGCUAGUUCUCGCCCUUGUUGGUACGCUGGUGGUGCAGCAUACGGGUCAGAAGCAAAGCUGGACAAGGCCGAAGUCGUUGCUACACUCUCCCCUCCCAGACUUUCCUAAAGAAAUCAAGAUGUUUGUUGUCGAUUCUGUAUUUCUGUCACUGCCAACAGACGAGAGUAAUGAGGCUUGGGGUGCUUUACAUGGCCCGUUCCACGAAGGCGAGGGCUUUAUACGGCUUGACAAUGAGACGGCGCGACUCUACCCUGACUCAAAAGCAGGACUUUCAGUCUUCCAUCAACUUCAUUGCCUAGGUGCACUGAGGAUGCUCAUGUGGAAUAUGCUGUUUGAUAAGGUUGAUAGGGAAGAGCUACUCAAGACUUGGCCAGAGGAUGUUCAUAACCCAACAUACGAACAAGCAACCCAAGGUAUGUGGCACUAUGCACACUGCUUUGACUACCUUCGCCAGAGCGUACAAUGCGCUGGGGAUGUUUCUCUUGAAUUUGUCAAUGAAAAUACGGGACUGUCGGUGGUAGAUGGGUUGUACUAUCCCCACAAAUGCACGAACUGGGACAGUCUUUGGGGUUAUGCACAGGAGCAUGGUGGUUGA
Xylaria bambusicola is the source of this 804-nucleotide messenger RNA. RefSeq lists its product as uncharacterized. NCBI's taxonomy places the organism in Eukaryota, Fungi, Ascomycota, Sordariomycetes, Xylariales, Xylariaceae. The transcript has 4 exons. Bases 1 to 804 code for a protein of 267 amino acids. The record is from RefSeq and is a predicted model, not a curated record. Gene Ontology annotation, biological process: mycotoxin biosynthetic process.